UCUCUUUUGCCCAUCGUGACGCCACAGAGUCAUGGCUUGGAUUUUGAACUCACUUAAUCCAUCAUUGUGUAACGUGCAUUAUAAGGGGUAUCGAUCAUGCUUCAGAAUAACAAUAUCAGGCUCGAUUGGAUGUUGUACAAAAAGGAACUUUAGUAGUCGGAAACUGCCAGGCGGCGCUCUCUUGAAAGACUUCGCGACAUCUGGAAAUUCAGUUUUAACUCAGAAAGAAAAAAAUGCCCUUUACAUGGAAUUUGAUAGGGUGUUCAUAAGGAAACCUAAAGUCCUCAUUGUGGGCGUAGAUGUGGCCGCGAUGAUUGCUUCGUUAACAUUUCAAAAAUACGGUAUUUUUCCUGAUAUCUUGGAUACCAGACAUUACAUGCAUCCAUUGGCGCCAAAUAAGGAUCGAUGUUCGUUUAUCCCAAUCAACGCCCAAAGAGUCUUAGCCCUACUCAACAUCUAUAAAAAGUUUGAAUCUAUUUCUCGCCCGAUUAAGUACUAUGCUCGUUCUGAAGAUUCCGGUCGACCUAUAGGGUCGAUAAACUUUCAGGGUUUAGAGAUGGUCAAUAAGCUCCAGACGGCCGGCAUCCAGUUGACAGAGCUAGAGCGAGUCAUGCAAGAGAUAGUGGCAGCAAGAACAACGAUUCAAAGCCACUGUGUAGUUAAUAGAAUUGAGAGAGUUCAAGAUGGCGACCAGGUAAAAGUUGAUGUCAGUUGGGACCGCUAUUUCUUAGGACAAAAAAAAUCCUUUUUGUCUAGAUACGAUGCGGUGUUUAUUUCGGAGGGCACUUUUUCUAGCUCAAGAGAGUUGAUUUAUCCAGAGAAGUUCCAACUCAGGGGAGUGUGCAAAAUUUGGGAAGCGGUGACUGAAAGUCCAGUGACGUCUAUAAGAGAGUUUGCUUCUGAUCAAUGGGGCAAAGGAAAACGGGCCGGAUUUUACCCGGUAGGACCUCCUCAGAAAAAUCUGCUAUAUGUUUAUGGGCUUCAUCGGCUCUCGCCUGAGGAUCAGCAAAAGCAGCCAGUCCAGUCUAUCGUUGAUAUUAACCACAUGGUCGAAUAUUUUAAAGAUUUCGAAGGGCCUUGGAAAGAGAUGCUGGCCGCUCUUUUAAAAACAAAGAAGCCCAUUUCUUGUACCUCGACAGUAGUCCUUCAUGGACAACUAGACGAAAAUCCGCCUACUCCCGGUGAUCCCAUUUUAAUGCUCGGGAGCACCUAUUUGACGAUGCCGAUUCCCAACUUGGGCCAUGAUAUUGGAAUGGCCGUAGAAUCCGGGUACUUCGCCGCUAUCUCUAUCAUCUACAGAAGGAGACCAAUCCCGGUUGCCCUCGCGGCCUGUCGAGAGCAGUUUAAAAGCUAUCUCUCCGUUGCGGCAACAGAGAAUUCCGAAAACUACAUGAGUCUCGUUACGGACAGCAUGUUUCCACCGAUCGUGCUGAAAUGGUUUAUAAGACGGCGAUACACGGAUAAAGCGCUGACGGAAAGAGAAAUGAAGCUGAUAGGAACGCUGCCUGAGGGAACAAGUCGCGACCUUUUGUCGUCCGAAGACAGUAUUGCUGAAAUGAAGGAUGCGUGGUGCAACCUAACGAAUGAAGAGAGAGAGGAGAUCAAAGCGGACACACUAAAGAGUGAAACUUCCUUGAUGCAGGAAUAUCUUGGACAUAUCGAAAAGCAAAAGCCCAGGUCUAGAAGCGAACAAGGUGAAAAACACUGAAGCUGAGAUCGAUCCACUUUGCGAAGCGCGUGGUGUUGGUGAAAUUUUAAAGGCGUUCAACUUUUGAAUUUAAAAGUCGCGAAUUUGUCUGCGGCAGGUUUUUCUAGACUCGGCUUUACUUGAAUUUGCGAAGAAUAGUCCAAAGUUUCAAUUUCAGAAAUUUUUUUAUCGUACAGUUUGUACUUGAAAGACUCGUCGUUUUC
Messenger RNA from Schistocerca gregaria, 1911 nucleotides. RefSeq lists its product as uncharacterized. NCBI's taxonomy places the organism in Eukaryota, Metazoa, Arthropoda, Insecta, Orthoptera, Acrididae. The transcript has 4 exons. The record is from RefSeq and is a predicted model, not a curated record. Bases 32 to 1708 code for a protein of 558 amino acids.